AUGCGACUCCACGCGAUUCAGUUAUCUCUAUGCAAUCACAUUAACAUACCACUGACUUCCGAUGUAUUCAAACAUACUUUUACGUCGAGAGUGAAGCAGAUUCAGCAGCCAACUGUAGAGGAUGAUGAGAAAAUUGACGUGAGCUGUGAGAAAGUACGAAGUAGAGGAUAUUAUGCAAAUGCGAGUGAUAAUCCAUUCUCGAUCGCUUACAUCAGAAUUGUUUAUAAGGACUACCAUCUUCAAGAGUUAUUGUUCAACUUGAUGUACUCACCAACGAAUGUAUUCUGCUAUGCGAUCGAUAAGAAAGCGACAAAAGUAUUCCAUCAACAAAUGCAAAACCUAUCCGAAUGUUUUUCGAACGUUCAUUUAACAGCAACUGAAUACGAAGUGGAUAGUGCUGGU
Molecule: messenger RNA, 402 nt
Organism: Anisakis simplex (herring worm)
Lineage: Eukaryota; Metazoa; Nematoda; Chromadorea; Rhabditida; Anisakidae
Source: the annotation of a GenBank genome assembly